AUGGAUCCCCUGAGCAUCACCACCGGCGUCGUCGGCCUCGCAACCCUCGCCUACCAGAUCAUCGGAUACCUCGGGACAGUUCGCGCUGGUGGGAAGGACCGGCUGGCCCUGUGCAAUGAAGUCACCUACCUCUGGAUGUCCAUCACCUCGCUCCUCGAGCAGCUCUCCUCCGACGCCGUCAAGGACGAUAAAAUCCCCGACUCCCUACUCCCGCUCUUCGAACCCGAUGGCAUUCUAAAGGAUAUUAAGAUCCAGCUCGAGGAUCUAGAGGGGAAGAUCAAGGCGCGCUCGUCGCGGAGCAAGAUCGCGCAGACGCUCGCUUGGCCGUUUACGCAGAAGGAUGCGGAGCGUAUGAUUCAACGGAUUGGCCGGUUGAAGGCGACGCUGCAGGAUGGGAUUAACCAGUCGACGCAUGCGCUUUCGCAGGAUAUUUAUCGGGAUACGCAGAGUCUGAAGAAUGCGGUUGAUGAGACGAGGCUGAAGGAGCUGAUUGACUGGAUUUCGCCGCUGAAUUUUGUCGCGAAGCAGAGUAUGAUUUGGAAUGAGCACCAUAAGGGGACUUGCAAGUGGUUUUUGGAUCGAGAUGACUUUCGUGAGUGGAGGGAGGGCGAGAAUACGCGUCUCUUCUGUCCGGGGAUUCCGGGGGCUGGGAAGACGUUUCUGUCGUCGAUUGUAUACAGCGAGCUGGAGCGUCUGCGGGUGCGCGAGGAGGGCGGCCUCAAGGGUGCUGCUGUGGUUAUGCUGUACUGCAAAUGGGAUGAUCCGCUGUCGCAGGAUGUCGAUAACCUGCUGUCUAGCAUCAUCAAGCAGUUCGUCCAGCGAUAUAACGUCGGGGUGAGCGAGAUGAUGGGCCUGUUCACCAAGCACGGCAAGGAAGGGACAAGGCCUUCACGAGACCAGCUGCAGUCCACCCUCCAGCUCCUCAUCGGGCGCUUUACAAAGGUAUUCGUCGUUCUUGAUGGACUGGACGAGUUGCGCAAUGAAAAGGAACGACUCCCUCUGUUGAAGUUUCUAUCUCCAUGGAGCACUGCAUCGUCCCCCAGUACAACCACCAUCAACCUGAUGGUCACAUCGCGCCCUCUGCCCAACAUCGUCCGGCACUUCCGACCCUUACACGACUCUAAAAGUACCAUCUACUGCGAUAUAUGUGGUGAACCGAAGAUACCAAUGCAGCACCACUGCGCCGAGUGCGAGGAAAGCUACGACCUGUGCCCAUCGUGCUUCGACAGCAACACCAAGCGCUGUGGAUAUAAAGCGCACACAUACCACCUCGAGUUCAACGCCCGAGUCAUCCCCAUCGCUGCAGUCGAAGAGGACUUGACGACCUACGUCUGCUGGCGAACAAGCGCCUCCGACUUUCUGCAGCAGUGCGUGGAAAUCAAAGAAGGCCUGAUGGAUCGCAUCCUCGACACGGUCGUCAAGAACAACGGCGGGAUGUUCCUGCUGGCCAAGUUCAACAUGGACACGCUCGAGUCGAAGCUCAACAUCAAACAGCUCAUGGCAGCACUCAAGACCCUGCCCCAGGAACUGGACGGGACGUAUGCAGACGCCAUGAUGCGCAUCACCGAGCUCCCCCCGUCGACCAAGGACACCGUCCUGCAGUUCCUUUGUUGGGUUGUCUUCGCAGAGCAGCCGCUGCAUGAGAAAGCCAUUGAGCACGCUCUCGCUGUGGAUGAGGGCGAGGCAGACAUCGACGACGACAGUAUCAUCCGCGCGAGGACGCUGGCGAACAAGUGCGCUGGGCUCGUGCAGUUUGACGAAUCCGACUGUCUUCGACUGGUCCACUACUCGGCCGAGGGCUUCUUCAGGCAGAACCGCGAUACGUGGUUCCCUGAUGGAAAUACAAAGAUCACUUCAACCUGCUUGACGUAUCUCCGGUUCGAUGUCUUCCGCGCCGGCGCUUGCUCUGGUGCAUCGGAGGCUGACGACUUUGAGGACCGUCUAGUCAAGUAUCCCUUCCUGCGGUAUGCAUCUAUCAACUGGGGAUAUCACCUCCGUGCGACGGAGAGCGAUGCCCUGUUCAAUCGGGCUCUUGAGCUCCUAGUCGACCCUGCAUGUCUGGCCUCUGUAACGCAGGCCUUGUGGUAUCUCGAGGACCAGCAACGCUCCAUGAGCUGGUCUGCAAAAGAGGGCUCUGCAAUCCAUCUGGCCGCGCACUUCAAUCUAGAGAGCCUGGUACACAAGCUCUCCAAGAAGGGGCACGAUCCCAAUCUCACAGAUAUCAAAGGGUCCACCCCUCUGGCACUGGCAGCCCGACGUGCCAACAUCGAGGUGGUGACAGCUCUGAUCAAGGCCGGUGCAUCGGUCAAUCCAGUCGACAACGCCGGUCGUUCUCCCUUGCACUGGUCCAUCUAUGAAGGCCACUUCGCCGUCUUCAAGUUCCUCAUGGAGCAAAAAGGCAUCGACGUCAACAUCUCAGACGCUCGCUGGUCCCACUACACCCCGUUAAUGGUCGCCGCAGCCAGCGGCUACACAGACUACACAGCCCUCCUCCUCGCAUCCAACUCCAUCGACGUGAACAAGCAAUGCACCAGCCCAGCCGGCGGAACAGCCCUAACUCUCGCCUCCUAUCGCGGCCAAACCGACGCCGUCAAACUCCUCCUCGCCCACCCCUCCAUCGACAUCAACCACAAAGACCACAGCGGCGACACAGCCCUCACCAGCGCCGCGCAGGGCGGGUACUACGACCUCGUCGAAGCCCUCCUCGACCACGGCGCCGACACCGAAGCCCGCCAGGAAGGCACCGACGGCACGGCCAUCAUGCGCGCCAUCGACGGAGGCCGCACGUCCAUCGUACAGCUCCUCAUCGCGCGCGGCGCAAACGUCCACGUCGUCGACGUCUUCAACCGCGGCCUGCUCCACUCAGCAGCCGUGAACCGCCGCGCCGAGAUCCUGCGCUUGCUUCUCUCCCACGAUCCAACGUUAGAUGUGAACAUGCGCGACGCACACGGGAAAACAACCCUACACGAUAUCGCGCGCAUGGGCGACCUCGAAACCGUCGAUGUCCUCCUCGAGCAUGGAGGCGAUCCCACCGUGAAGGAUAACUACGGCCGGACUCCGAUCCGCGUCGCGCAUGAGUCGCACCACCCUGCGAUCCUGGAGAUGUUCCGGGCUGCGCGCGCGAGACGGAAAGCCGAGGGGAUCAUAUCGGGCAGCGAGCCGCUUCGCACGGAUAGCGGGACUGUGCUUGACGAGGUGAAGCGCUCGGACACGGGCCUGUCAAUUCCUGGGACUUUACCGCUCUGGUCGCUUGUUGUGUCGAAGCAGAUGAAUGAGUUGAAGGAGAGACUGCCUGAGGCGUCCAAGGACGAGAUUAACAGCACAGAGCCGGAUAUGGGGCAGGCGGCGCUGCAUUGGGCGAUUGGCGAUAGUGAUGUCGAGACAGCGAGGCUGCUGAUUAAACACGGGGCGGAUAUCGAUCUGCAGAAUCGGUACGGGCGCACUCCGCUGCAUUUGUCGAUUAUGGCGGAGAGCUGGGAGACGACGAGGGUUCUGCUUGAGGCGGGCGCGGACCCGAAUAUCGACGACUACUGGGGGGCACCGCCGCUGUCUAUGUCUGAUAAUCCUGUUUGUCUUCUUCUGAUUGAGAACGGGGCAAGGCUGGACCGGGCUCGUAUGGAUUUGGGCUAUUAUCUGGGAUAUGCGGCGCAGGCGGGUUGGGAGACUUCGAUUCGGCGGCUGAUUUCUGCGGGUGCCGAUGUCUGGAGUAAGGACAGGACGGGCAGGACGCCGUAUAUGAUUGCGAAGGAGAAUGGGCAGCUUGAGAUGGCGAAUUUGAUCUUGCAGCUUGCGCCGAAGCAGGAGGUUUCUCAUAACCAAGACACGGAUGAGAAGGAGAAUGGCCAUUCCGGACAUGGCAAGCUCAAUGGUUCGACUGCGCCGGUGGCUAUAAAUAUUAAAUCGAGCAGUCCGGUGUUUGGACGGCAUCUAUAUACCCUUUUGUUGGUUUUGGUACUGAUUACAGCGACGACAUUGGCACGGCUAUAUUAA
Messenger RNA from Aspergillus puulaauensis, 3990 nucleotides. RefSeq lists its product as uncharacterized. The transcript has a single exon. The record is from RefSeq and is a predicted model, not a curated record. Gene Ontology annotation, molecular function: protein binding; zinc ion binding. Bases 1 to 3990 code for a protein of 1329 amino acids. NCBI's taxonomy places the organism in Eukaryota, Fungi, Ascomycota, Eurotiomycetes, Eurotiales, Aspergillaceae.